This is a messenger RNA of Varanus komodoensis (Komodo dragon), 4132 nucleotides long. RefSeq lists its product as uncharacterized. NCBI's taxonomy places the organism in Eukaryota, Metazoa, Chordata, Lepidosauria, Squamata, Varanidae. The record is from RefSeq and is a predicted model, not a curated record. Gene Ontology annotation, biological process: xenobiotic metabolic process. Gene Ontology annotation, molecular function: oxidoreductase activity, acting on paired donors, with incorporation or reduction of molecular oxygen, reduced flavin or flavoprotein as one donor, and incorporation of one atom of oxygen; heme binding; iron ion binding. Gene Ontology annotation, cellular component: cytoplasm; intracellular membrane-bounded organelle.
GAGGACGGAAGGACACAGUGCCCCUUUGCCCGGAGAAGGGAAGGCUGGGGAGGCCUGUGCCGGCCACCCCUUCCUGGAGCGGCUCCUUCAGCCACUGCUCUGUGCAGGAGACCCUUCGUGGCUCCGUGCCAGGACAUCGCAUGGAACCCAUAAACCUGCUUCCAGACAACAGGGGAAGCCUUGGUGGCCCCCAGAAACCACAGAACAAGCCGUUGCUUCUCAUCAUGGUUCGUAAAGGCCAAAUUAACAUGGCGGAAUAGCAUAACGCUGUGCGGACAAGCACAACGAGCCAUCGUGGCAGAAGCUGUCAUGGAUCGUCGUGUUGUCCGGACCCGCAUGAGAUCUCGGCACGCCUUCUGUCCCCAGAAGUGGACUCCAAGCGGCAGGGAGUCUUCUGCGGCUCCAAUGCCGAGCCAGCAGGGACGAGCCAAUCGGGUCGGCCCAGUUGCGGGACUGAGCGCGCGGCUUGCUUUCCCUGUGCGUUAUGCAACACAGAGGUGGGGCCCAAUCCAGGCCAAUAAAAAGGGGAGAAGCCCAGCAAAAGCAGAGCUGUGGAGAUCGGUGCCAUGGAGCUGUCCGGGACGGUCACUGUAUUCCUUGCCCUCUACCUGACCUACCUCAUCGUCGUAUCCAUCAAGAGGGGCGUCUCAAAGAAGGGGAACUUGCCCCCGGGGCCCACCCCCCUACCUGUGAUCGGGAAUUUCCUCCAGCUCAAGUCCGGACGAACCAUAGAAUCCCUGCUCAAGCUGCGUGAAAAAUACGGCCCGGUCUUCACCGUCUACUUCGGCAAUCGCCCAGUCGUGGUUUUAUGUGGACAUGAGGCGGUGAAGGAGGCCCUGAUAGACAAGGCCGAAGAGUUCAGUGGGCGGAAAACAAACCCCACCCUGGAAAGGACCUUCCAAGGAUACGGGGUGGUGUUUUCCGACGGCGAGCGCUGGAAGCUCCUGCGCCGGUUCUCCCUCACCGUCUUGAGGAAUUUUGGGAUGGGGAAAAAGAGCAUUGAGGAGCGGAUCCAGGAGGAGGCCCAGUUUCUUCUGGAAGAAUUUCAGAAAACCAGGCAGGAGCCCUUCGACCCCACCUUCUUCCUAAGCCGCGCCGUCUCCAACAUCAUCUGCUCCAUCGUCUUUGGCGACCGCUUUGACUAUGGCGAUCAGGAGUUCCAGGCCCUCCUGCGGAUGAUGAACGACAGCUUCAGAGAGAUGAGCACCCCCUGGGCUCAGUUCUACGACAUGUACGCCAACAUCCUGAAGUUCUUUCCGGGGCCGCACACCAAGAUCUACGACCUCUUGGAAGAGAUGAGGCUCUUCAUCGCCCGGAAAGUGAAGAGGAACCAGGAGACCCUGGACCCCAACGCCCCCCGUGACUUCAUCGACUGCUUCCUCAUCCAGAUGGACAAGGAGAAAGGCAACCCGGCCAGCGAGUUCAACCUCCCGAACCUGGAGCUCACCACCCUGAAUCUGUUCUUCGCCGGGACCGAGACCGUCAGCUCCACCCUGAGAUACGGGUUCCUGCUGCUGAUGAAAUACCCGGAGGUGCAAGCAAAACUGCACGAAGAGCUUGACCGAGUGGUUGGCCAGAGCCGAGUCCCGAACAUUGAAGAUCGGAGCCAGAUGCCGUACACGGACGCCGUCAUCCACGAGGUGCAGCGGGUCAGCGACCUCAUCCCCAUGAACGUGGCCCACGCAGUCACCUGCGACACCGAAUUCCGGGGCUACGUCAUCCCGAAGGGGACAGAGAUCUACCCCAUGCUCACCAGCGUCCUGCACGACCCCUCCAUGUUCAAGACCCCGGACACCUUCAACCCCGGACACUUCCUGGACGAGAGCGGGUGCUUCCGGAAGACGGCUGCCUUUGUGCCCUUCUCCUCAGGCAAGCGGCUCUGCCUGGGCGAGGGGCUGGCCCGCAUGGAGCUGUUCCUCUUCUUCACCACCAUCCUGCAGAGGUUCCGGCUGAAGCCGCUCCUGCCCCCCCAGGACAUCAGCCUGGCCCCCAGGGAGAAGGGCUUCGCCACCAUCCCGCCCUUCUACAAGCUCUGCAUCGUCCCCCGCUGGCAGCAGCGUUCUCGUGGAGUGGGACUGGUGGGGCCCGCAAAGCGCUUCCCCGCAGCGGCCGAGCGCUGGGGGGCGAAGAUGGGCGAUUCAGAGCCCCCAGGGAGGCGGGGCCUGAAAUUCAAUCUCGCGCUCCGGCUCUCCGGGAGGCCUGGUCAGCCGGUCUCGCUGCCCGGGCAGAUGCAUAUAAGGGGCGCGCUGGAGCCGCACCCGGCUACCUCCCCGGCCGACCCCAUGGAGCUCGGCGUCCUCCUGGGCGUUUGCACCUCCUGCCUGCUCCUCAUCUUCACAUGGAAGAAAACGCACAAAGAGGGGCGGCUGCCCCCGGGCCCCCCCCCCUUGCCCUUCAUUGGCAACUUGCUGCAGGUGAAAAUGAGCGAGCCCUUCCGGUCCCUCCUCGCGCUGAGGGAGCGGUACGGCCCUGUGUUCACGGUGCACCUGGGCCCCCGGCGGGUGGUGGUCCUCUGCGGGCAUGAGGCGGUGAAGGAGGCCCUGGUGGGCCAGGCGGAGGAGUUCAGCGGGAGAGGUCAGCUGGCCUCCAUUGACCGGAACUUCAAGGGCUUUGGCGUUGCUUUGGCCAACGGAGAGCGGUGGAGGCAGCUCCGUCGCUUCUCCCUCUCUGCACUGAGGAAUUUUGGGAUGGGGAAAUGCUCCAUUGAGGAGCGGAUCCAGGAAGAGGCACAGUACCUGCUGGAGGAAUUUAGGAAAAUGGAAGGUGAGUGUCUGUUUGCCUGUCCGUCCGUCCGUCCGUCCGUCUGUUUGGGCCGCACCGUCUCCAACGUCAUCAGCUCGGUCGUCUUUGGCAGCCGCUUCGACUACGCGGACAAGACCUUCCUGUCCUUACUGCACAUGAUCAACGAAAGCUUCAUUGAGAUGAGCACCCCGUGGGCCCAGCUGUACGACAUGUACUCCGGCAUCAUGCAGCACCUGCCCGGCAGGCACAACCGCAUCUACCGCCUCAUCGAGGAGCUGAAGGCCUUCAUUGCCGAGAAGGCCGCACUGAACCAGAAGACCCUCGACCCCAACAGCCCCCGCGACUUCAUCGACUGCUUCCUCAUCCAGAUGGAGAAGGAAAAGGGAAGCCCCUCCAGCGAGUUCAACAUGAGGAAUUUGGUCCUCACGACCCUCAACCUCUUCUUUGCUGGGACAGAGACGGUGAGCUCCACCCUGCGAUACGGAUUCCUCCUCCUCAUGAAACACCCGGAAGUGGAAGAGAAGGUCCACCAGGAAAUCGACCGCGUCAUCGGCCAGAGCCGCAUCCCUGCCACAGAGGACCGGACGAAGAUGCCCUACACGGACGCCGUCAUUCACGAGAUCCAAAGGCUGACCGACAUCGUCCCCAUGGGGGUGCCGCACACGGUGAUCCGGGACACAGUGUUCCGCGGGUACCUCCUGCCCAAGGGCACCGACAUCUUCCCCUUGCUCGGCUCCGUCUUACGAGACCCCAAAUAUUUCAGCAACCCGGAGGAGUUCAACCCGGGGCACUUCCUGGAUGAGGAAGGGCGCUUCAGGAAGAACGAGGCCUUUGUGCCGUUCUCCUCAGGGAAGCGCGUGUGCCUGGGCGAGGGGCUGGCCCGCAUGGAGCUCUUCCUCUACUUCACCGCCAUCCUGCAGAACUUCUCCCUGAAACCCCUCGUGCCGCCCAAGGACGUGGACAUCUCCCCCAGGCUGAGCGGUUUCGGGAACAUCCCUCCGUCCUACCAGCUGUGCUUGUUGCCUCGCUGAUCCGGAGUCCGCCUGGCAUCCCCUCGGGAAGGAGGGGAGGGGGGCAACAACAUCGGGGCGCUUCCGCCCGGCCCCUGCAGAGCCAGGCAAACGUCCUCGCCUUUGCCGAGUGUUUUCCACUGUGUUCCUUCUGAACUCAGGGAGGCUUGGCAGGAUAGGGCAGAAACUGCUCUCGUGUGCAUCCAAAGCUGCCUUCGUGCUUGCAUCCACUGGUAAGGAAAAACUCUUUGGAUCCGUUUCUAAUCUGAUUGAAAGCAUUCUUCUUAGAACAUUGCAUCACAAUCUGGUGUGUAAAAUUGAAACCAUUUCCCUGUAUUAACCAAGAACGCUAAUAAAUAUUUUAAGGCCUUGGUGGCAAA